GAGAGGAGACAGAACCCUAAAGCAAAGAAAUCUGGAUCACAGAAAAAGUAUUCAAAGGCCAUGCAAGCCAACUGUAGCCAACUGCACAGUCCUCCAGGAGCUGCAGGCAGUGAGGAUGCCUCAGCCUCCCAGUGUGCCCAUGCAAGAUUGACAGAAUGUUCUUGUCUUCAUUCUGGAGAUGUUCAUAUCCAGAUAAACUCCAUCCCUAAAGAAUGUACUGAAAAUCCAGGCUCCAGAAAUAUAAGGUCAGGUGUCCAUAGCCGUACCCAUGGAUGUGUACAUAGUCGCUUACGGAGUCACUCCCACAAUGAAGCCAGGCAGCCUGAUGAGACUGCCACGGAGUCUGGAGAUCACGGUAUUAGCUCCGUCUCAGAAUUCCAGUAUCUCUUCAAGUGGUUGCAAAAAAGUCUUCCAUAUAUUUUGAUUCUGAGUGUCAAACUUGUUAUGCAGCAUAUACCAGGAAUUUCUCUUGGAAUUGGGCUGCUUACAACUUUUAUGUAUGCAAACAAACGCAUUGUAAAUCAGGUUUUUCUAAGAGAAAGGUGCUCAAAGAUUCAGUGUGCUUGGUUACUGGUAUUCUUAGAAGGAUCUUCUGUUCUUUUAUAUUACACCUUUCAUUCUCAGUCACUUUAUCACAACUUAAUUUUUUUGAAUCCUACUUUGGACCAUUCGAACUUCUGGGAAGUACUCUGGAUUGUUGGAAUUACAGCCUUCAUUCUCAAAUUCCUCUUCAUGGGCUUAAAAUGCCUUAUUUUAUUGGUGCCUUCUUUCAUCAUGCCUUUUAAAUCCAAGGGUUACUGGUAUAUGCUUUUAGAAGAAUUAUGUCAGUAUUACCGAACUUUUGUUCCCAUACCAGUUUGGUUUCGUUACCUUACAAGCUAUGGGGAGUUUGGUAAUGUAACUAGAUGGAGUCUUGGGAUAUUGCUGGCUUUACUCUACCUCAUACUAAAACUUUUGGACUUUUUUGGACAUCUAAGAACUUUCAGACGGGUUUUGAGAAUAUUUUUUACACGACCAAUUUAUGGAGUGGCUGCCAGCAAGAGACAGUGUUCAGAUGUGGAUGAUAUUUGUUCAAUAUGUCAAGCUGAAUUUCAGAAGCCAAUUCUUCUCAUCUGUCAGCAUGUAUUUUGUGAAGAAUGCAUUACGUUACGGUUUAACAGAGAGAAAACAUGUCCGCUGUGCAGAACUGUGAUUUCAGACCAUAUAAACAAAUGGAAAGAUGGAGCCACUUCAUCACACCUUCAAAUAUAUUAAGUUGUACAAACUAUUAAGACCACAAAACACUAAUUUCUUUUGGUUAAA
This is a messenger RNA of Equus quagga, 1302 nucleotides long. RefSeq names its product E3 ubiquitin-protein ligase RNFT1-like. Gene Ontology annotation, biological process: positive regulation of ERAD pathway. The transcript has a single exon. The record is from RefSeq and is a predicted model, not a curated record. Gene Ontology annotation, molecular function: ubiquitin protein ligase activity. Lineage: Eukaryota; Metazoa; Chordata; Mammalia; Perissodactyla; Equidae. Gene Ontology annotation, cellular component: endoplasmic reticulum. The coding region runs from base 61 to 1254 and encodes 397 amino acids.